AUGAAGGAUAAGUACAAGAUACCUCUGAAACCGGACGCAGUAUCAGUUUGUCUAUACACACCCCGACGUGUACCGCACCCACUUCUCCCUAAGGUCAAAGAGAAGCUACUGGCCAUGGUUCGUCAGAAGGUAAUCUCACCAGUAAGUGAGCCCACAGACUGGUGCUCAGGCAUGGUGAUCGCUCCCAAGCGCAAUGGUGAUGUAAGGAUCUGCGUUGACCUGACACCGCUGAACAAGGUGGUAAAACGAGAGAUCCACCCUAUGGCAAGUGUCGACGAGAACUUGGCAAAGCUUAAGGACAGCAAAGUCUUCACCAAGCUAGACGCCAACUCUGGAUUUUGGCAAAUACCCCUCGACGAGGAGUCUCGGUUGCUCACCACCUUUGUCACACCAUUUGGCAGGUACUGCUUCAACCGCCUCCCAUUUGGAAUCAGCUCAGCCCCUGAGAUAUUUCAGCGUACCAUGUCUCGAAUCCUAGAGGGCCUCGAUGGCACAGUUUGUCACAUGGAUGACAUCCUCAUACAUGGGCCGACACAGGAGCUUCACGACAGCCGUGUCCGAAAAGUGUUACAGCGGCUCAAGGACGCUGGAGUCACAUUGAACGAGAAAUGUGAGUUCUCUAAACAGCGCAUGAAGUUUCUCGGGCAUGUAAUCUCGGAGGAUGGGGUAGAAGCAGACCCGGAGAAAACCAAAGCAAUCCAAGAUUUUCCCCGACCUACCACUGUGACAGAGCUCCAGCGUUUCAAUGGUAUGGUCAACCAGCUGGCCAAAUUUAUACCCGACCUAGCAACCAUCAAUGAGCCCCUACGCCAGCUACUUAAGAAAGAGCAGCAGUGGCUUUGGGAUCAGCCUCAGGAAAAGGCCUUUCAGGCGAUCAAGACGAAACUGACCUCUACAGAUGUGCUGGCACACUACGAUCCAAACAAACGAAGCAUCGUCGCUGCCGAUGCAUGCCAGGAUGGGCUUGGAGCAGCCUUACUGCAAAGCGACAGCAGCGGUAACCGGCGCCCAAUUGCCUUCGCUUCACGCUCUCUAAACGACACGGAGAAGCGAUACGCAGUCAUCGAGAAGGAGGCGCUGGCCGCCACGUGGGCAUGUGAAAAGUUCUCAGACUACAUCCUUGGGACACCAUUCACCCUAGAAACGGACCACCGCCCACUGGUACCCCUUCUCUCAAGCACAGACCUCUCCAAGCUGCCCCCGAGGGUUUUGAGGUUUCGCCUCCGAAUGGCCAGGUAUUCACCAGAGGUCACUUACGUGCAAGGAGUGCACCAAAACACAGCGGACGCCCUGUCUCGUGCACCCACAGGCAGUCCCACUCCCCAGGACUUAAAACAAAUCGAGGAAUUAGAAGAACACAGCGAAUCAGUCCUAGAGUCCCUACCUGCAACGGAACGGCGCCUCAAAGACAUCCAGGAAGCCCAGGACUGCGACGCCAUAUGCAAGCAGGUGAAGACCUACUGCUUAGAGGGAUGGCCUCCCAUUAUGCCAUCCCUACCACUCCUAAAGCCAUACUGGGAGAAGAAGCAACACUUGACGGUCAACCGAGGAAUCCUGAUGUAUGAUCACAGGCUAGUUAUCCCCUCAAGCAUGCAACUAGAGAUGCUGAAGACCAUUCAUGAAGGCCAUCUUGGCAUUACCAAGUGCCAAGGGCGCGCGAGCUCCUCGGUGUGGUGGCCGCUCAUAACCAAGCAGAUAGAAGCAAUGGUCAACAGAUGCCAAACUUGCGCCAAACUUAGACCAGAGCCAAGAGAACCCCUUAUGGCGCUGUCUUUCCCAAACCUACCAUGGAGCCGGGUCGGUACAGACCUCUUUGAACUAGAGCAGACCGACUACCUUAUCGUUGUCGACUACGCAAGCCGAUGGUUUGAAAUCCGAAAGCUAGGAUCAACUACCUCAGCUGCAGUCACGCGCCACAUGUGCGAGAUCUUUGCUCUGCACGGAAUACCGGACACAGUCGUCUCGGAUAACGGACCCCAGUAUGUUAGCCAGGAAUUUACCAACUUUGCCAAGGACAUGGGGUUCACCCACAUCACCUCCUCUCCACACUACCCACAAGCAAAUGGUGAGGUCGAAAGAGCGGUUCAGACCGCCAAGAACAUCCUGCAAAAGAACACAAACCCACACCUUGGUCUCCUAGCAUACCGUUCUGCCCCCCUGGCAAACGGCCUAACCCCUAGUGAGAUUCUGAUGGGGCGGAAACUGCGUAACAAGUUGCCAUCGGUCCCCGAGAACCUAAAACCCCGAAAGAUCGACCAAGAACAGCUGCUUAAGAGAGAACAAGAAUAUCGAGAGCGCUACUCCAAUAACUACAACUCUCGCCACAGAGCUGUGGAACUCCCAACACUCCACCAAGGGGACAAGGUGUUCAUAAGGGACCAGCAAAGGUACGGAGAGAUAGAGAAGAAACUUGCAGGCCCGAGAUCCUACCAACUGGUAACAGAAAAUGGCUCAGAGAUCAGAAGGAACAGAAGAGCGUUAGUCCAUGAACCAGUGGCGACAUCUGGAGAGUCCAGCUCCCUACCGAGCCCUUCCAACCGACCCCCAGUACGCGAAGGAGGAGAAGGAUCGCCAGGACCUGCUGCGUCUCCCUCCCCUAGCCCAUCUAAGGCAGUAGUUAGAAGGUCGGGCAGACUUUUAAAGCCCACUAAUAAUCCAGACAUGAUUUAUUAUUAG
Nematostella vectensis (starlet sea anemone) is the source of this 2676-nucleotide messenger RNA. RefSeq lists its product as uncharacterized. Gene Ontology annotation, molecular function: nucleic acid binding. Lineage: Eukaryota; Metazoa; Cnidaria; Anthozoa; Actiniaria; Edwardsiidae. Bases 1 to 2676 code for a protein of 891 amino acids. Gene Ontology annotation, biological process: DNA integration. The transcript has a single exon. The record is from RefSeq and is a predicted model, not a curated record.